AUGCCACCAAGAGGACAACCUGGUCUAGUACAGGGCAAGGCAAAGGGAAGGGUAACGAGGAGUACGAAGAGUGUAGCCGUCAAAGCCCGCACGACUGCCGUCGCCGCUCAGCCCGCAGGAACGUCGAGUGCGCACGCCACCAACAAGCGUGCCCUGCCUCCAGAAAUGGAAUCAGAGGACGAUAAACUCCCCAUUAAGCGAUUCAAGCCGGAUGUCGAACCCCUUGAAUCAUUGGCCGUGGAUAUAGAAACGACUUCAAAUGAGGGUUCACUGCCACCUUCCAGUGCAGACGUUUCAAUGUCAACGCUCUCCAACGCUUCGGAUACUGUGACUGUCUCUGCUGCUACAGGAGAACAACCGUCAAGCAACCCGAAUAUCGACCAUUUCAUGGAGGAUCUGCAGAGUCGUGGUCCAUCCACUGGUUCUCCACCUCCUGCACUGCGUACAGAGGAGCAAACAACAAUACCGAGUACCCCUAUGAAUGCUGCAAGAUUGGAGAUUUCAAAGACCCCGAAGGCGCCUUGGCUAUCGUCAUCAAAGCAGACCUCCCUCAAGUUUUCGCCUCUAAAGAAAGCUUUCGUCAAGCCCCGAUUAUCGGCGUCGCGCACGCCACUCAGGAAGCCCCCGGAUCUUGACCUCCCUUCGUCCGUGAUAGACGCACCCCCUGUAACGACGAAGGAGCCCGUUGAAUCAACAGAGUCAGCUAUGGCCGUUGAUACUACAGAACACGCCGCUCCAUCUACGUCGACGCAACCAAUGGUCCCCAAAACACCCAAGACGGCGACAAAACUACCAGUCCGCGCAGUCCCACUUCCCCGAAUGACACCCGCAAAGUCAAGAAACCACAAUGUUUCCGCUGCAUUCGCUUUACCUGUCUCGUUAUCGCCGACAAAGACGCCAGGCAAAGUCUUUGUAGCCAAAGCCGGUGGAUCUAGCUCUCCGCUCAGGCCCAAGGUUGGCAUGAAACCGUCAAUUUUGAGGAGAGUGGGAGGUAAACCGGCAAUGGGUCUCGCGUCCGCGUCGGAAGGUGAUAUUACAAGCACCAAAUCACCGCUAUCGAGCACGCUCGCAGCACUUAUGAACAGAACAACGGUUGACCCGCACGCAGCGACGCAGGCACAGCUCAGUACGCUGAGUCAAGCCUUGGAGGAGCUAGACGCUCCCCGCCCACCGUCAUCCGCUUCUCUGCGGCCCCCUCUAUCCAGGCCAGCCACAAGUCUUGGAUUACAGAGUGGGGCCAAGAAGGAAAAGGUGGCUCAAAGCACGUUGCAGCGACCCGCAAUGCCUCGGGUUCGGCCUGGUACAUCAAUGGCAAUCACAGGCUCGUCGCGAUCCUCACAGCAGCAGGGAGGCAGUACAUCUCAGACCCCAUCUGCGACUCUCGGUCGUGGUGCGCCUCCUGUGUCGAAUCUGGCUCAGCUUCAGAACGCAAGUAGCGUUGAAGCAAGAAGGGCGUCCACUGCCUCUCUCAUGCUAUCUCAAUCGCUACCCAAAACAGGGUUGAAACCCCAGAUACCACCCUAUAGAACUUCAUCUGGUCGGAGGGUUGUCUCGGCAGCACCAAGAGCGGCUCCGACUUCGGGAGAGAAGGAUAGAUCGUCGGAAGAUGUAGUAAUGGUCGAUGCUUCGCAACCCAUUGCCCCAGAGAGCAGCGUCAAGGGCGGGUCGUCAACGAAUGAACCUACGCGAACUGCCCCUUUGGAUAUCCUAAAGGACUGUAUUAUCUAUGUGGAUGUCAGGACAGAAGAUGGAGAGGAUGCGGGGUCUCUUUUUGUUGACAUGCUGCGUGGAUUAGGCGCCAAGAUCCUCUCCCGUAUUGGAUCAUCUCUUACGCACAUCGUCUACAAAUCCGGCCAGCCAUCCACCCUCACACGAUACCGAACGUUGGCAGAUCCAAAACCAGCCGUCGUCGGGAUUGCAUGGGUAGUCGAAUGCGUCGAAAAGCGGCACAAGGCCGAUACCGCUCGCUAUGCCAUUUCGCUCGAGGAAGAGGCUGGCAGCAUCUUGGAGGGUCUCAAGAAUGCAAAUGCAAAAUCGACAAAUACUGCAAAAGUGAGUGUCCAAGCUUUGCACUACCUUCAGCUUGUUCACUUUGAAAAGACGAAGGGUGGUAUACAGACCAAGCUUCAGUUCAAGCCUGCUCAAAAGGCUUGA
Serendipita indica DSM 11827 is the source of this 2154-nucleotide messenger RNA. The record is from the annotation of a GenBank genome assembly. NCBI's taxonomy places the organism in Eukaryota, Fungi, Basidiomycota, Agaricomycetes, Sebacinales, Serendipitaceae.